Molecule: messenger RNA, 2535 nt
Organism: Miscanthus lutarioriparius
Lineage: Eukaryota; Viridiplantae; Streptophyta; Magnoliopsida; Poales; Poaceae
Source: the annotation of a GenBank genome assembly
AUGGACUCGCUCACGUACUACCUGAGCCUCUUCUUGUUGGCUCUCCUCCCUCUAAUCCUCCUCAAGCUCAAGAGGCGUGACAACAAUGGCCUCAGGCUGCCGCCGGGCCCAUGGUGGCUGCCGGUCAUUGGCAGCCUCCACCACCUGCUCGGUAGCCCGCUCCCCCACCAUGCCAUGGCUGACAUCGCGCGCCGGCUCAAGGCGCCCCUCAUCUACCUCAAGCUCGGGGAGGUCCCCGUCGUCGUUGCGUCAUCGCAGGACGCUGCUCGCGAAAUCAUGAAGACGCACGACGUCAACUUCGCCACGCGCCCGUGGAGCCCGACGACGAAGGUCUUUUUGGCGGAUGGGGUAGGCCUGGUGUUCGCGCCCUACGGCGCCCUGUGGCGGCAGCUCCGCAAGAUCAGCAUCCUGGAGCUGCUCAGCGCCCGCCGCGUGCAGUCGUUCCGCGGCGUCCGGGAGGAGGAGCUCGGCCGCCUCGUGGCUGCCAUCGCAGCGUCCCCGCCGGGCGAGGCCGUGAACCUCAGCCAGAGGAUCGCCGAGCUCACGAAUGACACGGCCGUGCGCUCCAUGAUCGGCGACCGGUUUGAGAGGCGGGAGGAGUUCCUGGAGAAUAUGGCGGAGGGAGUAAAGAUCUCCACCGGGUUCAGCCUCGGCGAUCUGUUCCCGUCGUCGAGGCUGGCGAGCCUAAUCGGUGGCACGGCUCGCCGGGCGGCGGUAAACCACCGUAAGAUGUUCGAGCUGAUGGACUACGCCAUCAAACAGCACGAGGAGAGGAGGGCAGCCAUGGCCACAUCUACAGAGGGAGAGGGCAUCGUGAAGGAGGAUCUGGUGGACGUGCUUCUGAGGAUACGGAAGGAAGGUGGCCUGGAGGUGCCACUCACCAUGGGAAUGAUCAAGGCCGUCAUCCUGGACCUUUUCGGAGCCGGGAGUGAGACCUCUGCAAGUACACUCCAAUGGGCCAUGUCAGAGCUUGUACGCAACCCAAAAGUGAUGGAAAGGGCACAAGCCGAGGUACGCGAAAAGCUCCAGGGGAAGCCAACGGUGACUGAAGAUGACUUGGUUGAGUUGAGGUACAUAAAGCUCAUCAUCAAAGAGACCCUAAGGAUGCAUCCGGUGGUGCCAUUGCUUCUCCCAAGGGAGUGUGGAGAGUCAUGUAAGGUCAUGGGGUAUGAUGUACCCAAGGGAACUACUGUGUUUGUGAAUGUUUGGGCGAUCAGUAGGGAUCCCAAAUACUGGGGCGGUGCUUUGACAUUUAAACCGGAACGGUUUGAGGCUGGUACAAUUGAUUUUAAGGGCACAGACUUUGAAUACACACCAUUUGGGGCAGGCCGGAGGAUGUGCCCCGGCUUGGCAUUUGCGCAGGCAAGCAUGGAGCUCGUGCUCGCAGCACUCCUGUACCAUUUUGACUGGAAGCUGCCUGAUGGGAUGCUGCCAAGUGAAUUGGACAUGAUGGAGGAGAUGAGCAUCACCGCCCGAAGGAAACACGAUCUUUACCUGCAGCCAGUUGUCAGUGUGCCGCCACAUUUCUACUACAAGCAGUUCCCGCGCAGCGUCGCAGGGGCGAUGCUCUUCCUGGAAUUCGCCAUCGCCAGCUACGCCAGCGAAAUCAUGGAACUAGCUUUCUCAAAGAAAAAGUCUAAACGACAGAAGGGUUCAUGUUUCGAUCCGAUCAACCAUGGAUGUGAGAUUCUAGAGGGUGGUGGAACUAACAUUGGGGGUGAAGACCGGGGUGCUCAAAAACAUAAAGUAGUGAUCAAUGAGAACAAGAUGGAUCGGUUCUCCCUUCUUGAUCCAAGGUUCGAUGAGCACCACCGGGCUCGGAGGAUCGAGAACGGAGAGGUUUUGAAUGUGCUGAGGCCAAUGACACAUGAGGCCUCUACGACCAUGGUCUACGACGAGAGGUACACACCCCUCCUGAAGCUGGCGAACCUUGCUAUCGUUGCUCGUAUUUGGAUGUGGGAGAGGCUUCCAGUUGGGAGAUCACAUCAGCUUGAUCCCCCACAACCUUGGUUUCCUCAAGGAGACACAGUUGUCGCCCCUACCGUGGCACACCUCUAUGAGCGAGCCCACGGAACUUACCAUGUGUCAUGCCACGCGUACAUUAGCUUCACCAACGAGCUGGACACCCUUUUGCCACAGCAUAGCAUGGAGAUAAUGAGGACAAUGGUCGAGCAAGGAAGGGCAUUGAUGAUUCCUGUGGGCGAUCCUGAUGAGGCCUCCAUGUUACGACGACACAUUCAGCGUGCCAUGCAUCGCCUCCGAAAGGUAGCUGCACGCCUUGGAUGUAGAUGUGCCCCGGAUGUGGCAGUCCCACAACAACUUAGUGCUGGACCUUCUACUGCACAUGUUGGAGGGACUUCAUUUUCACAUGGUGCACAUGUUGGCAGGACUUCUUCUUCACAUGGUGCAGCAACUAGUGCAGAGGGUGGUCGAGGACAUGGUCCUUAUGAUGAUGAAGGAGAACACCAGGGAGAAGAUGAUGAAGGACAGGGAGAGUACUAUGAGCAUGAGUAUGAUGAGAUUGGCAUGUCCUAG